CUUCAGAAAGUAACCGGAGGAGGAGGAGGAGACCAACUCGACGUUGCUGUCUCUGGCUAUGCCAGAUUUAGAAAGAACAUGAGGAAAGAAACUAAGAAGCUUCUUGGGUCCUUGAAGUCCAUCGAUGGAGGGACAAGUUCAUAUGAUCAUGACGAUGAACAUCUUGUGGCGGUUAUAGAUGCGAUGAGACGAGUGGUUUCUGUUAGUGUCGUAGUGUUGAAGUCUUUGUUGGAGUUCUUGUCCGGACGACAAAGUAACAUAAAGAGCAAGUUGGCUUCGGUACUAAAGAAGAAGAAGAAGUGUAAUCUUGAGGAUGCCACGAACGAGUUGGAGACAUUGGAUUUCGCGAUUAGGGGAGAUUCAUGCUCUCGUGAUGAUCUACAAGAGAAGCUUGAGGAGGCUGAGAUGAGCAUUGGCGGGUUCGAGAAAAUUUUAGAAGGGUUGUUUCGAAAGUUGAUAAGAACAAGAACCUCGCUUCUCAACAUAAUCUCUCAUUAG
This is a messenger RNA of Raphanus sativus (radish), 498 nucleotides long. RefSeq lists its product as uncharacterized. The annotation marks the transcript as partial. The record is from RefSeq and is a predicted model, not a curated record. Lineage: Eukaryota; Viridiplantae; Streptophyta; Magnoliopsida; Brassicales; Brassicaceae. Gene Ontology annotation, biological process: root development; shoot system development. The transcript has a single exon.